UAUGGAUGUAUUUUUUUUUUCCACGUCACUGUAGCCUCAGCCCAGACCGUAAGCACUACUGGCUGCAUUUACUACACUGACUUUCCGUUCAGGCACUGUGGCCAACCUCCCCUUGAUUUAAAGCGCAGCUUUUUUUUCGUCUCUACGCAGAAUCAGACGUCACUCUGCAAGAAUCGGCAAUUAAUUGGCCAACGCGGAAAUAACAUCAACCGUGCAUAAACAGACGCCGUUAUUCUCGGAGAACUAUCCAGUUGCAGACGUUUGCUUUUCCACAACAAAAGCUUUUUUAAAAAUAAUAAUUUAAAAAAAAGCCGGAUAGCGCACAUGCGGUAAGAGGAUAAAACACUGGGAAGGAAGCCGGAGGAGAUCCAGAGAAGAAAAGAAAAAAAGAGAGCGGGAUCUAAGCGGGGCUAGAGGCGCAACCUGGAGCGACGCUACUACAAAAAUCUGACCUCGACCUUCUAGGACGCUGCUCGAAAGUGGUCGUUGGGGAAGAAAUGGCGAAAUUCCUCCCCUUCUCCCAUGCUGUUUCUCCAGCGCACAUGUUGCCCAGGCUACUGGUGCUGCUGAUCAGGAGGAUGUUUGCGUAGGAGUGUUAUAUUUUUCUGCAGAUCAGUCUGCACUGUUACAACAACUCUAGCCGAGCGGUUGAUGGACUCGUGCGCUGAUAACGUCGUUAUCACCGGAAACCGGUUCGCUUUCUUUUCUUUCUUUUUUUUUUUUUUUUACAUUUGAAACCUUUUUGAUUUUGCUCCUAUAUUUUUUUUCGUAUACUCUUGUCUGGAAUUGAGCCAAAUAAAAGAAAAAAAUAGUUUUCAUCUCAAGAGAGUGUGAAGGAAGCUGGUCUACUGGAAACGAUUAAGGAAAUAAGCCUGGACCUUUGCAUCUUUUGUCUGGAUUUUUUUUUUUAUUAAUGAAUGACAGUCAGAGAGGAUUGGGCCCUGUUGAGGGUUAUGUUUGCUUUCAGUUCAGAGUUGAAACUCUUUCAAAAGCAAAACAAAGAUUUUGCAUUCUCUUCCUAUUCUUCCAAUUGAUUUUUUUUUUUUUUUUUUUGGCCAUUGCUCAGAUUUUUUGUUUGAAUAACUGAAGUCAACUAGGAGAGAAAACUGCCCUGGAUGUGACCCAAAGAAUUCAUCUUAUCUCUGAAGGGUGUUGAUGGAGAGCCAUUCGAAUGACAGCCGGGACAGUGGUCAUCACUGGUGGAAUUCUUGCUACGGUUAUAUUACUCCUUAUCAUCGCAGUAUUGUGCUACUGUAGGCUACAGUAUUAUUGCUGUAAGAAGGAGGAGUCAGAGUCGGAGGAGGAGGAGCCGGACUUUGCUGUCACGUCCCGCAUCCCACCGGUUCACUCGAACCACAACAUUGUGGCGGCGACGGCUGCCGCCUCCUCCAUGCCCAAUGGCCCUGCCAUUUUCUCCACCCCUCCUUUGGCUAGAAAACUGACACGCUCGCAGACCUUCUGUCCAUCGUGCACGCACUAUGAUUUGCCUUUCUACCUUCAGCCUCCUCCGCCGCAGCAGGUCCACCACCAACCAGAAGGACUGAGGAAUGGUGGAGAACGCGUUAGCUACCGCAGCGUCCAGCAGCAAGAUCUGGACCUGCCAGUGCCUGUUAACAUUUCAAACUAUCGUAAGCCAAACCUGGCCCGCUCAGUCACCAUGAGGGAAAUGUUUACGCGCAGCUGCAGCAUCAGCACUGAUGUUUAGCUGAGCAAAGGUGGACGUUCAUUGCUGUGAGUUGGUGCGACCACAACUGGACAGGACUUGAGUUUUGCUAAGUCUCAUUUUAUCUGUCGCCACCUGCAGAUUGGACCACUCUGAUGGCCAGUCAGACAGUCAGGACAGUUUUUUUCUCUCUCACCUUUACACUUUUCAGGCCCAUGAGCUUAUUCAUGGUCCAGUGCUAAGUAUUUAAAAGUGUUCUAAAAUGUCAAUGAAUGAAAUAAGCUUUGUUUUAUUUUGAGUGGUAAAGUUUGUGUUGCUCUACUUCCCUACUUCCUGGCCUGAAACAGUAGCAGAUUACUGCAACACCAAAAUGAUGAUGUGCUCAGGGGGGAUUUUAUCUUGUACACAGCUGCUACAAAUAAAAAAAUGACUGGGAGAAAUCUGGUGCCCUCCAUUAAGAAAGGAUGAUCUAUUUGUUCCUCCAUCAACAGAUUAUAGAGAUUUUUAAAUAUUAUCCACAAAGAUUAGAGGGGAGGAGGAGAAGGAGGGUGUUUUCAUGUUUUUAGCUACCACCCACAGAUGUUUUUGAUAGUUUUAACUUUGGACGUAACAUUUUAAGACAUUAAGGGCUCACGGAAGAUUUUAAUUCCCUCUCAUUUUUCAAAUCCUUUCACGUCUCAACUUUAAUAGUCUCUCUGAGACAGCACAGAGGGUUUAUCCCGCUUGAAGACGAGAGGAGAACCUUCAUGUUCUAACCGGGAGAAGUGGCCUGUGUUAUUGCAUUGUAUCCAGAAAGUAAAUGUGAGUUUACGGACAUGCAUUGUGGCUAUAAGCGUGUAUCGUGUUCUGUUGUUAUGCCAGAAUUUUUCAGUUCAUUAUAAUCAAACACAACCUGUCACCCAAAUGUUUAAUGAACCAGGAGCUGAGGCAUGUUGCAAUAAUAUUUCAUUGUGAAAAGGGAGAACACCAUGAGCCACAGAGAGACACAUCCAAGCAGAUUAUUACAAACCCUAACAAUAUUGUUUAUCUUACUGAUAGAAAGUGUAAGACAGAAGUUAGACGAGCGGUAUUUAACUUUCAGUGUAAUCUCUGUUCUUUACUGAAGUUUUAGCUUGUGGACUUUGCAGCGUACAUCUUGUAUUGUAUGUGACCACUGAUAUCCGAAUGCUUUGGCUAAAGAUUCACCCUUAAAGGCACAUGCAUAAAUAUUUAAUAGGCCACACUUCAGUUUCUUUCCCCUCCCUCUCUCUCGAGUCAGUGGACUGAAGAAAAUGUGCUCUUGCUCUGAGGUACUCCGAGAGUUCCUGCUCUGGAUUGUUUUUAUUUUCUUCACAAGGCUGACCGGACUGGCCGAAGGGCUGAUUUUUCAACUGGAAGAGCAAUUUAUGGUCCAAGGACAUACGGCUGAAAAUUAUUCACUGCUUGAUUUCAAAAGAGUCGUCUGUGUGAGGGAAAAAUUAUUAUAUUAUAUAUGUGCUUUACAAACAAAAAUCUAAAGUUUGUCCUUGCAUUUGAACUCACCCUCCUUCAUUCUGAUACCGCUAGACAAAAUCCAGUGCAAUCAAAUGCCUGCAGAUGUCAACCUUCUUAAUAAAUGUAGAUGAUGUGUAAGUACUUGAAUCUCAAUAUAAAUUUUGCUGCUUGAAAUCAUUAGUGUUUUUCAAAAUUUUUCAUGAUGGAAAAAAAAUAUCAUGAAGACCAAGUAACAUACCAGACAAGUCAGAGAUAAAGUUGUUUAGAAGUUUAAAGCAGAAUAUAUCAUAAAACACCAUUCAACAUGUCAACAUGAAGCUGGUAAGACAGGUUAGAGCUAAAUACAAGGGGGUCCUGAUUAUCAAGCUUGAGAUUUGAGGUUUGCUUCUACCAGGACAACAAACCAGAACAAAUAGCCAGAGGUACAAUGAAAUAGUUUAGAUCAAACUAGAUUCACGUUAAAGUGGACCAUUCAAAGUCCACACCUAUUUUUAGUCUCUACAUGUGGAAAACUACCCCCCCAAAAUCCUUAUAGCUUUAGUUGCACAGGGAUCAGCAAUAACAUAAUCUCUUAAUUUAUGUUAUUGCUAUCUCUGUUACUGCUAUCACAAAGGUGCUCCAGAGGCAAAGAAUACAAGUACACGCCACACUCUUCAUAUUUUUAUUCAGGGUAAAUGUUGAAAUUUACAAAUUUGUACAAUGAUGUAUUGCUUUCAUAUAUAAAAUCCCAUUGAAAUAAUCUGAAAUGUAUUGUUGUGAGAUAACAAAUGGAACAAAGUUCAAGAAGUAUGAAUACUUUUGUAAGGCACUUUACAAAAAGUCACAACACAUAAAUAAAUCUGUUCAAGGGCAUAACGCAGCCAUAACACACUCUCCUGUUCUAUAUUUUGAUCAUAUUUGUCACAGCUGACCACCAAGCCUACACAUUUGUACUUGUUGAAAUUUAAUUUUUAUCUUAAACCCUCUGAUGUCCCUUUAAAAGUAUGAAACUUGGGAGCAGUGAAAUGCUACCAAGGCCUGACACCCACCCUGGUCCUCACAGAGACAGCUAUAGCUAAACAUGUUCACACAGAACACAUGCAGACUCACAAGUUCUCAUUGUUUAUAUCUUUGAAGCUGAAUUUUUGCCAGAUGCACAGCUAAUGUAGUGUCAUAAAGAAGUGUGCGAGAAAUACAUUAUUAAGAGGACUAUUAUUAUGAUUACUAUUAUUAGAGGUGUUUAUUAAAAUAAAUUGUGAUUUGUGUUCAGGUAUUUACAUUAGUUGCAUUAUUUUAUGAUCCAGCUGUUUUUUCAGACUCAGUACAGUGCAGCAGACAUGUUUCUGUCCCUGUUUCUAAUAUAUAACUAACAAACACAUUGUUGCUAAUAAAAUGGUGUUAAAAUUG
Messenger RNA from Xiphophorus couchianus (Monterrey platyfish), 4522 nucleotides. Its product is annotated as protein FAM163B-like. The record is from RefSeq and is a predicted model, not a curated record. The transcript has 3 exons. NCBI's taxonomy places the organism in Eukaryota, Metazoa, Chordata, Actinopteri, Cyprinodontiformes, Poeciliidae. The coding region runs from base 1172 to 1705 and encodes 177 amino acids.